Messenger RNA from Hydractinia symbiolongicarpus, 1674 nucleotides. Its product is annotated as calcium channel flower-like. Bases 138 to 779 code for a protein of 213 amino acids. The record is from RefSeq and is a predicted model, not a curated record. Gene Ontology annotation, cellular component: membrane. Gene Ontology annotation, biological process: vesicle-mediated transport. The transcript has 6 exons. NCBI's taxonomy places the organism in Eukaryota, Metazoa, Cnidaria, Hydrozoa, Anthoathecata, Hydractiniidae.
UUUUUGAUCUGUAUAUUACAACUGAUCAGGUUAACUUUAACUCUUCUUCAUUGUCAAAUUGAUGUGCAUAUUGCAAAAUGUGAAGACUGCUUUAUAAUAGAAGUUUUAUGUACUAAUAAUGGAACAUUAAGUGCAUAAUGUCUAAACAAACAAGAAAUGCAAACAAGAAUGUUGCUAAUGUGGAGUCCCGCCAUGCUGAGCGUGAUCGAGAUGUUGGCUUGCCACGAAUUGUAGCACGCGUUUGGGGUUUAAUAUCUGGAAUUUCGUACGUUAGUAACGGUGGGUAUUUAUUAGUUCAGUCUGGCGCUGAUGGAAAAUGCCAAGGAGCUGGAGCAUAUAUGAUAGUUGUAGGUAUUGUAAUAAUCAUUAUGGAGUGUGCGUGCUGUAUUUGUCCAGGUGCUAAGAAUAACUGCUGUGAUAAAUUCGAAACAAAAUUUCCAUUUUGGGCGAGAGGUUUGAUGUAUUUUGUAUCUGUAAUACCUCCAUUAAGCUUAUGCUUUGGUGUGAAGACGUUGAUCUCAUCUGUUAUUGUUAUCAUGUUAGCAUUGUUGUACUUUUUUUUAACUUGUCUAGUCAGAAGUAACAAAUACCAGCGAUUGGAGGGUGCUGCACGUCAAAAAUAUCAAGAGCAAAAAAAGAACGCUUCAUACACGUACAACGCUGUGACCUACACACAUAACACUUUAAAUCAGUUGAAAACAAAUGCUGCUGCAACAAAACAAGCCGGUCGCAAAAGCAGACCGAAGAAGAACAAACCAAGAGCAAAUCCUAACACAUGAUUUUAUUUCUUAGCUAGGUUUUUAUAUUUCAUGAUUUGUUUUUUAUAAUUAACUUGUGUCACUAAUUAACACACGUUGACUACAGAUGGUGAUUGAUUUAUUUAUCAAUAAAAAAAAUAUUUUUCUUGAAAUUUCCGGCGGCGCAUUUAAAUAAUGUUAAAAACUGUUGGAUUUUUUUUACCAGUAGGCAAUAAUUUGUGUUCGUGAAUAACGUCAAAAUGUAACCUUGUCAAAAACUCAGCCACUGCACUUUAAUUUUUACGCAAUUCCAAUUUCCUUUUCGUCGAGAUAGCGUAAGGUAAAAAACCCGACAAAAUUGACUAGGGGAGCGAAAGAGCAUAUCACGGAACAUUAUUACAAUUCUUUUGUCUGAAAAGGUUUUUGACAUUAUUUGGGUGUAACUGUUUACUACAAUUAAAAUUCGGUAAAUGUCUGUUACAGUACAAAAAUUCUGCGUCGAUCUUCACGUCAAGAAAUAACUGUGGUUUAUAAUUGUUUUGCUCAACAACAUGGUUUGUUUGUUGCGAUAAAAUUGUGUAUUUUUAAUUUUAUUAUUUAUAAGCUUUUUUUUGUUUCAAAAUCAUUUUUGUAUUUCAUUUUAUUUAUAACACGUUGCUUUCUUUUAUAAAUAAUUUUUGUAAAUACUGGAUUGUUUUUAAUACUUAUACGAAGGGCUCAUCAUUAAGAGUUUUCAGAAAUCAAAUUUCGCAGAAAGUUUGACUCUGCUGGCAACUCUUUUUGAAAGCAUUUUGGUGUCUUUUUUGAUUUAUAUUUUUACCAUACUUUUGAGAAUUCUCAUGUCUUCUCAAAAGCAUUAUGUUCAUGAACUAGAGAGUGUACUCAUAUCAACGGAAACCUUUGUAGCUAUAUUUUUAGAAAAUACGUAUUCAAUUUU